AUGGCGGCGGCCGCCCUCUCCUCACUGAUGGCAACCACCAGCCAGUUUACGCAGUUCCAGAACACGUUCAACUUUGUGAGCGGUGCCGGUGCCAUCGUGACAUCGAGUGCGGCCAGUACCAGCAGCCACAUCAGCACGAGUAGCGCCGCUAGCGUGAGCAGCACUAGGAGCAGUGGUGCCGGUGAUGGCUUAACAUCGAGCACCUCUGGCGGGGGCGGCGGCGGCGGCGGCGGCGCUGGAACAACGGUCAACAACGGUGCCAAUGCUGGUGAUAGCACCAGCAGCGAGGAGGUGACCGGUACCCCCACCUUGCCGGGUGGCAAUGUAAAUACAUUCGAUAGUACGCUAGCAGCGCUGGCCGCAACGACGGCUUCACAGAUCCGUGGAGCCGUGGAAAGCGAAGGUGGGUCGCGAAAGAUGCGCCAACAGCCACCCGAUCUGCCAGCCAUACUGAUGCACGCCAAUCUGCUGGAAGGUGCUGCCGGUCAGCUCAAUCUACUCAACAGCGCCAGUACCAGCAAUACGAGUGGCGAUCGGAGCAUCGAUGGGGAUAGUAGCAGCUCCGGACUUCCCCUGAGGCACCACGACGAUACGACCGUGUCCGUGGUGGACGAUGAAGCAACGUAA
This is a messenger RNA of Anopheles aquasalis, 627 nucleotides long. Its product is annotated as putative lysozyme-like protein. NCBI's taxonomy places the organism in Eukaryota, Metazoa, Arthropoda, Insecta, Diptera, Culicidae. The record is from RefSeq and is a predicted model, not a curated record.